AUGUUUGAGAAAACUCUUGCGCGGCAUGGUCAUAUCGAUAUCGUGGUGGGAAAUGCCGGUAUCGACGAGGUUGUCGAGGAUGCUUUCGUGGAUCGUCUCGACUACAACGGCUGCGUUCAGCCGUCUACCCUCAUCGUCCUGGAUGUCACCCUGCGCGGCGUCAUAUACACGACCAAGCUAGCUCUCAGCUUCUUCCGUCCGAAACAUGGCGUCCUCGGCCUAGUACGUUCUCUGCGCGACAGCUUGAAGACCGAAGGGCUAGUUCGCGCCAACGUCGUCGCGCCAGCGUUCACGCAGACUCGCUUUACCCAGCAUCUUCUCGAGACAUGGCGGGCCAACGACUGGCCUAUAAACCAGCCAGAAGACGUCGCGAGAGCGAUCAGCUUCCUUGCCCUGAAUCCCGAUUAUCACGGAAAGACACUCUACAUUGCUGCCGGGACGUACACGGAGCUGGAGGACCCGAUCCAAGCGUCAAGAGAGACAUGGCUCGGCAAGCAGAAUACGGCAUGGGUCGAUUCGCGGAAGGCGAAGGGGGUUAGAUUAGGGAAGCAGGACAGAGAUACCACUGUUGGCUGA
Durotheca rogersii is the source of this 576-nucleotide messenger RNA. RefSeq names its product NAD(P)-binding protein. Bases 1 to 576 code for a protein of 191 amino acids. The record is from RefSeq and is a predicted model, not a curated record. NCBI's taxonomy places the organism in Eukaryota, Fungi, Ascomycota, Sordariomycetes, Xylariales, Xylariaceae. The transcript is spliced from 2 exons.